AUGGUUGAUGAUGACUCGCCGUUGCCGGAGACGGAAAUUAAAGAGAAAUUGAUCAGCUCCUUUAUCAAGAACACAUCUCCGUCGAGAGAAACAGCUAUAACCUUUCUUGAAACUCACCAUUGGGAUCUCGACGCUGCCGUCUCAGCCUUCACUGAAAACAAUGUCCUCGCCGACGCCGCCGCGGAGUCAAAUGGAAUCGUCGCUGCUCGAACUAUACCUUCGAAUCUCCGAAUCAACAUCCCUGUUUCAUCUCAUUCUCCGCCUCGUAACUAUUCCGAUCACGUUCCGUCGCGAUUACGGUCUCGAUCACCACUGCCUCCUUCUCUUGCCAGAUACCCUCUCGCUUCAAACCAAGAACUCGCCAGAAAAAUCUAUUUUCUCUGUGGUCUAUCCGGCGGAACUGAUAGCAAUUCCGACGAAGCAGAGGAGGACUACAACGGGGGAGAUCAAAGUGGGACGAUUGUGCAAGAUCCUAAGAAUGAUGAUGAUGUUGAUGAUGAUGACGAAGCUAAGGAGUCAGAUGUACAAACACCUAUACAAACAACUUAUAGAAUUAUUUUACCUGAGCCACAAGUGGUCUUCGAGUAUAUUGUAACUAUAUGGAGGAAUGGUUUCACUGUCGAUGAUGGUCCGUUAACGACGCUGGAUGACCCGGACGAUGCGCAUUUUCUUGAGAUCAUAGAAAGUUUGGAGUCUCCACGUGACCUCAAUCCACAAGAUACUAAUCUCCGUGUUCGUGUCAAACUCAUCAGGCGUCAAGAAGAAGACUUCAAUGACUCACCGUUCCAAGGUGUCGCAAGAACUCUAGCCGGACCAGACCCUGCACCCACUGAGCCACAAGCUUCGUCACCGCCACCAUCAAUGGACCUAGUGGUAGAUCCAGCAGCGCCAAUUACCUCGAUCCAGCUCAGAUUAGCGGACGGUACACGCAUUGUUUCCCGGUUUAAUACUCACCUCACCGUUAGAGACGUACGAGGGCUCAUAGACGAGUCCAGACCAGGUGGCUCCAGAGACUACCAGCUACUCAUCAUGGGGUCUCCUCCUAAACCGGUGCUUGACUUUGACCAGACCAUUGAGAAAGCUGGCAUCUCCAACUCUGUCCUCAUCCAGAAAUACUAA
Molecule: messenger RNA, 1119 nt
Organism: Thlaspi arvense
Lineage: Eukaryota; Viridiplantae; Streptophyta; Magnoliopsida; Brassicales; Brassicaceae
Source: the annotation of a GenBank genome assembly